Aspergillus calidoustus is the source of this 1368-nucleotide messenger RNA. The record is from the annotation of a GenBank genome assembly. NCBI's taxonomy places the organism in Eukaryota, Fungi, Ascomycota, Eurotiomycetes, Eurotiales, Aspergillaceae.
AUGACGGAUCUGGUCAAACGCCGAGCCAGCGCAAACAAGGAAUCCUCCCCCAUCCCAACACCGACCCUCCUAACCCCGCACCUCCCCCCGAAAACCCUUGUUGGCAUCGACCUAAUCACAUUUACAUCAACACCGAACUUCCAUGGUAUUCGCGACAUCCCUGGCGGUUGGCACUUUCUGUACACCGGGACAACAGAAGGGUUAUCACUGCGAUGCGGUGCUUGGUUCUUCAUCGAUGACGAUGCGACAAAAGGAGAUAGUAUUGGCGCGGAACCGCAGGUACUCAUCUGGCGGUGGGAUGGGGAUACAGAGGCGCUGGAGCAGAUUAAGGGUACAGAGGAAGGACAUCAGGAGGCAAUGCGGUACCGGGCGAAUUUGGGGGCGCUGUGGAGGGGUGGUGGGUUGUUCGGGUAUCGGAGUCGGGUUUCUGUGCACAGGUCGCAGCAGUCGGAAGAUGAGGCGGCAGAGGAGGAAGGGAGGAGAGAGUGGAGGGCGUUGACGGAUCGGUUGUCUGCGAGGUUGUUGAGUAGGAUUACGGGCGCGGACCGGGGAGAGGGGGUGGUUGAUGUGGAUAUGGACUGGGAUGGGAGGGUGCGGUGGGUAGUUACGUCUGGAGGUACGGCGAAGCGGGAUAAUGAUGAUAUCCCUGGGCUUGAGGGGUCGAGUUUAGAGCGCGUGGCCCAGUCUGGAAAUGCCGGGGCGAAGGAGAGGGACUUCUCGUUCCUCCCUGUCGAUCUGAAGAUGACGUGGAGGGACGGCGCGAUAGGUCGCGAGCGAACAGAGGCAGCGCGGGAUCGGUCCUGGGCGUUGGGCGAGAUCAUUCAGAGCGUUUCGUCGCGUCCUGAUGAUGAAAGCGAAGGCGAAACGCAGGUGCUCGGGGAGCUACAAUUCACGUUCCUCAUGGGUUUGACCUUGAUGAACUACUCGUGUCUCCAACAAUGGAAGCGGUUACUGCGACUGAUAUUAACAUGCCGCCGGGCAAUCGUGGAGAGGGCGUCUCUCAUGGCCGAAGUAUUGCGCUUAUUGUUAUCUCAACUCAAGCGGUGCGACGACAUCGAGGGAGGACUUUUCGAUCAGUUAGGCGAAGGAGCUGAAUUUCUACGAAAGCUACUCAAAGCUUUUCGGACGGCGCUGUACGAAACCCUCGAAGACGUGGAAGGAUCUCCUGUGCAAGCCGAAUUUGAGCGCCUCGAAUCUUGGGUGAAGAACGAGUAUGAUUGGGAGCUGAACCGUGAUGCUGUGCUUCGAAAGGGCACGCUCCAGUUGGAGGACGGAGAGGAGGUAGAAAUGGAAAUGAUUGAGGACGAGGAAGACGACUACGCGCCGGUGAUUGUCGAUUUGGACACCGUGCCAGAGGCACUGCGGUGA